AUGUCAAGAAAGGGUUUCUGGCAAAAACACACAUCUAGCGUCCCUGGCAGUAUUAAGGCAGUCGAUUCUAAUAGAGGACUGACUACUGUUGUUCUUGGAGGGCAGUACUCUUAUGGUGAUUUCAUAAACACCGAUGCUGAUAGUAAUAUAUUACAAUCUCAAUUGCCUACUUCAAUGCAUAUUUCCACUCGGUCUGUAUCGCCCAAUCCAUCUCCCCAUAAUUUCUCGGAAUAUCUCUCGUCCACCAACGAUGUUUGGAAUGACAGAUCAGAUGACGAAGAUCUUCCCGUUGAUUUCUCGGAAGGAAGUGAUCUGAGAAAUGACAAAAAGAGUAGUGCAUUCAAGUCGGAGUCUUAUAAAAAGGAUACCGACAGUAGUUCUAGUGGAAUUCAGACUAUUAUCAACUCUGAUGGCGUCAAGGCAGAAGUUAAGCAAAUUGUAGAAGAUCCAAUGAAUUUAAUCAAAUUUAUUAAUUCAAUAAAAAUGUCGCCUGAGGAUCUUGAAAGGCAGAGUGAUGCCGAAAUAUUAGACAUUAAUGCACGUAUUACAAAAUUUAAUAAAUUCAAAGACGUCCUCCAGAGUCCGAACGUGGAUUUGGUUGCUUUACGUAAUUUAAGUUGGUCUGGUAUACCAGAUGAGUUGAGACCCGUAGCAUGGCAACUGCUUCUCGGUUAUUUGCCUUGUAAUUCAGACAGAAGAGUCGCUACGCUAGCUCGCAAACGCAAAGAAUAUGAAGACAGUGUAUCACAGGCGUAUGCUAAGGAUACCGCAAUUAUUAUACACCUUUUGUUAUUAAUACUGAUGGCUGAAGUUGAUAAUCAGAUUCACAUAGAUGUUCCGAGAACCAAUCCUGGGAUAGCUUUAUACCAAUAUGAGACGACGCAGCAGUGUCUAGAACGUAUCCUUUAUGUGUGGGCAAUACGGCAUCCUGCUAGUGGAUAUGUACAGGGUAUCAAUGAUCUUGUCACUCCGUUUUUUCAAGUUUUCUUGUCUGCGUAUAUAGAUGCCGAUCCAUCAACGUACGACGUUAGCAAACUACCCGAGGACGUAUUGAACGUAAUCGAGGCAGACUGCUUCUGGAGUUUAUCCAAACUGUUGGAUGGGAUUCAAGAUAACUAUACAUUCGCACAACCUGGCAUACAAAGACAGAUAAUGAAACUCAAAGAACUGAUCAAUAGAAUAGAUGCUCCACUAGCAGCACAUCUCCAAGAGGAAGGUAUAGAGUUUAUCCAAUUUACAUUUAGAUGGAUGAACUGCUUGCUUAUGAGAGAGAUGUCACUCAAGAAUACGAUACGCAUGUGGGAUACGUAUAUGGCUGAGGGACCAGAAGGAUUUUCCGAGUUUCAUCUAUAUGUCUGCGCUGCAUUCCUUCAUAAAUGGUCAGACCAAUUGAGAUCAAUGGACUUUCAGGGAAUAAUGAUGUUUCUUCAAUCGCUUCCUACUUCUCAUUGGACGGAAAAAGACAUCGAAAUGCUGCUUUCUCAGGCAUUUGUAUGGAAGAUGCUUCAAGAUCAAGCGCAUUGUGCUACCUUUCGGACUUCUAAGAUGAAUAGUAUUCGGGGAGUUCUCAUAGACCUUUCAGGAACAUUGCAUGUUGGCGGUGUAGCAUGUGAGGGUGCUGUGGAAGGGUUGAAGCGACUACGUCUGGCGAACGUACCAUUUCGCUUUUGCACCAAUACAACCAAAGAAAGUUGUGAAAAAUUACUGAAAAAAUUAACAGGACUUGGUUUCGAAAUCCAUAAAAAUGAGAUAUUCACAUCUCUUAUCGCGUGUAGAAACUUGGUACAAUCGCGUAAAUUGAGGCCAAUGUUGUUUCUCGAGGAAGCAGCAAUGGAAGAUUUUAAAGAAAUUGACACAUCCAAGCCGAAUGACUCGGUGGUUGUUGGAUUGUCCCCAUCAAAAUUUAACUAUGAAAAGUUGAAUGCAGCUUUCCGGAUUCUAAUAUCCAAUCCGGACGCCCCGCUAAUUGCAAUCCACAAGGGCAAAUACUUUGCUGAAAACGACGGUCUAUCCCUCGGACCUGGUGCAUUUGUCGAAGCACUAGAAUACUCAGCCAAUGUGAAAUCAACCAUUGUUGGUAAACCCGAGAGAAGCUUUUAUGAACUAGCGUUAAAAGAUAUGGGACUGUUACAUGAGAGCGAAAGAGUUGUGAUGAUUGGUGAUGAUAUUUUGCAAGACCUCGGAGGUGGUGCCCGAGAAUUGGGAUUGAUUCGAUUUCUGGUUAGGACGGGAAAGUAUAGACCAGAUGAUGAACAGAAAGAUGGCAGUAUUAAUGGUGUAUUUGAUAAUUUCGGAGAGGCCGUUGAUAGGAUUUUAAAAGGUCUAGAGCAACUAAUUCGUGAAAAUAAGGAGUUACGAGAGUGGGAACUCACUCCAUGGAGCGAAGAUCCGCACGAAUGUAGAUACGAUGAUAAGCCCCAUGUUUAUGAAUAG
This is a messenger RNA of Paraglomus brasilianum, 2433 nucleotides long. The record is from the annotation of a GenBank genome assembly. NCBI's taxonomy places the organism in Eukaryota, Fungi, Glomeromycota, Glomeromycetes, Paraglomerales, Paraglomeraceae.